This is a messenger RNA of Solea senegalensis (Senegalese sole), 4567 nucleotides long. RefSeq names its product vesicle-fusing ATPase-like. Gene Ontology annotation, biological process: Golgi to plasma membrane protein transport; SNARE complex disassembly; intra-Golgi vesicle-mediated transport. The coding region runs from base 92 to 2335 and encodes 747 amino acids. Gene Ontology annotation, cellular component: Golgi stack. The transcript is spliced from 22 exons. The record is from RefSeq and is a predicted model, not a curated record. Lineage: Eukaryota; Metazoa; Chordata; Actinopteri; Pleuronectiformes; Soleidae. Gene Ontology annotation, molecular function: ATP binding; ATP hydrolysis activity.
AGGUCGGGUAGUGACAGCCAUCUCUGCUCUGUCAGCAGAGCAUUAUUGCUGAGGUUUACUUAAACGGGAGCGGAAAAAAGCAGAUAACACAAUGAUGAACUUUCGGGUUAUGCAAGUGGUGCGAUGCCCUACAGAUGAGCUUUCAUUGACCAACUGCGCUGUCAUCAAUGAGAAGGAGCCACAGAUUGAACAACAUGUGAUUGUACGCAACUCAACCCACAAGUUUCUAUUCACCUUGAGGAAGCAUCCGAGUGUUACCUCUGGAGCCCUCGCCUUCAGUCUGCCACAGCGAAAAUGGGCAGGCCUUUCAAUUGGACAAGAGAUUGAAGUAACAAACUACAAGUUUGAUAGGACCAAACAGUGUAUAAGCACCAUGAUGCUGGAGAUAGACUUCCUCCAGAAGAAAAACGUGGACAGCAAUCCAUACGACUCUGACAAGAUGGCCAUGGAAUUCGUCCAGCACUUCAACAACCAAGCCUUCAGUGUGGGCCAGCAGCUGGUGUUUAGUGUCUUUGAUAAGCUCUUUGGCUUGGUGGUAAAAGAUAUUGAGGUCAUGGACCCCAGCAUCCUGAGGGGAGAAAAUGCCCCUGGAAAGAAACCGGAGGCUGGCAUUGGUUUGUUGGUGGGAAACAGUCAGGUGAUUUUUGAAAAGUCAGAGACCUCAUCCAUGACCCUUGUUGGUAAAGCCAAGACAAGGGGGUCUCGUCAGUCCAUCAUCAACCCAGAAUGGAAUUUUGAGAAGAUGGGAAUUGGUGGCCUUGACAAAGAGUUCUCUGACAUAUUCCGAAGAGCUUUUGCCUCUAGAGUCUUCCCUCCUGAUAUUGUGGAACAGAUGGGCUGUAAGCAUGUGAAGGGAAUCCUGCUGUACGGACCCCCAGGUUGCGGUAAAACCCUGAUGGCACGACAGAUUGGCAAGAUGCUCAAGGCCCGGGAGCCAAAGAUUGUCAACGGCCCCGAGAUUCUCAACAAAUACGUCGGGGAAUCUGAAGCUAAUAUCAGGAAGCUUUUUGCAGACGCUGAGGACGAACAGAAGAGGCUUGGUGCCAACAGCGGCCUUCACAUCAUCAUCUUUGAUGAGAUUGACGCGAUCUGUAAGCAGCGUGGCAGCAUGGCAGGCAGCACAGGAGUCCAUGACACUGUCGUCAACCAGUUGCUGUCUAAAAUUGAUGGAGUGGAGCAGCUCAACAACAUCCUGGUCAUAGGUAUGACCAACAGGCCAGACCUGAUCGAUGAGGCCUUGUUGAGACCAGGAAGACUGGAGGUUAAGAUGGAGAUUGGGUUACCGGAUGAGAAGGGUCGCAUUCAGAUCCUCAACAUCCACACAGCAAAAAUGCGUCAGCACGACCUGCUGACCGGUGAUGUAGACAUCAAGGAGCUGGCUGUGGAGACUAAGAACUACAGUGGUGCUGAACUGGAGGGUCUGGUCAGAGCUGCACAGUCCACUGCCAUGAACAGACACAUAAAGGCCAGCAACACUGUAGAGGUAAACAUUGAGACGGCAGAGAAGCUACAGGUCAGCCGACUUGACUUCAUGGCCUCGCUGAAUAACGACAUCAAACCUGCGUUUGGUACUAACCAAGAGGACUAUGCCAGCUACAUCAUGAAUGGUAUCAUUCGCUGGGGUGACCCGGUGUCGGCAGUGCUGGAGGAUGGGGAGCUGCUGGUUCAACAAACAAAAAAUAGCGACCGGACACCGCUCGUCUCUGUUCUUCUGGAAGGUCCACCUAACAGUGGUAAAACAGCAUUGGCAGCUAAGAUUUCAGAAGACUCCCAGUUCCCAUUUAUCAAGAUCUGUUCCCCCGACAAAAUGAUCGGGCACUCAGAGAUCGCUAAAUGCCAAGCCAUCAAAAAGAUAUUUGAAGAUGCCUAUAAAUCCCAGUUGAGCUGUGUGGUUGUGGAUGACAUUGAACGCUUGUUGGACUAUGUUCCAGUCGGCCCUCGUUUCUCCAACCUGGUGUUACAAGCUUUGCUGGUGUUGCUGAAGAAACCUCCUCCAAAGGGUCGUAAGCUGCUGAUCAUUGGCACCACGAGUCGAAAAGAUGUCCUCCAGGAAAUGGAGAUGUUGGAUGCUUUCAGCACCACGAUCCACAUCCCCAACAUCUCGAGGGGAGAACAGUUGGUUGAGGCUUUGGAGCUGCUGGGCAGUUUCCAGGAGAAGGAGCGGGCCAUGAUCGCAAAGGCAGUCAUGAACAAAAGCCUGUGGAUUGGGAUUAAAAAAUUGCUAAUGCUGAUUGAGAUGGCUGCGCAGAUGGAUCGUGACCACAGAGUGAGCAAGUUCCUGAGUCUGUUGAGAGAUGAAGGAGCACUGGGUUCUGAUAAGUUUGUGGCGAUAUAGACUUGGAGGAGCCACAGUGAAAAGAGGCAUCCUUCAGUGAACCACAGCGGCUAAAAGCCAGAAAUUCCUGAGCAACUCCACCACCAAGGAGGCCAUGGAAGCCACAGAUAAAGUUUACUCAUGUUUGGUUGGAGGCAACUCAUAUUUUCCCACCCUCAGUGAUAACAAAUAAUGAACUGAAAAAUGAAUAGAAUUGCCAUUUUUUGGACCCACAGGGCUUGUGUUAUGUCACUCAUAUCAGUAUUUGGAGAGGUUUGUUAUCAUCACUAAAGACGAUUCUUUUGCAACUCUGGGAAAUGUUUGAAUGUACGUACGCAAUACACUGAAACUACUGUAUAAUUGCUUAAUAUUAUACAUUUUUAAUACAUUUUAGACAUUUAGUUUGUUACUGUUCAUCCCCGUAGGCUGUUGAUAAAAAAUAUGUAGUCUGCUGUUGGCAAAACUCCUGUUUUGAUUUGAUUUGCCAUUUCUCUCUAUCAGUUACACGUAUUAACUCACGCGCUGUGUUUAUCGUCUAUUUUCCUCUAAAUGGGAACAAAAUGAACAUUAUGUUCUAUGAAAAACGUUUACAGUCAAGUGAGAAUUAGACUUAUUUUCCUAUUAUUUUCCAUUAUAUUUUUUUUUAUAUCCAACUGAGUCACCCCCUGGUGGCUAACUGCUACAUGCCUGAAAGGCUACAUCCGUUUUCAUACACACUAUGUUAAUUUCCCUGUAAAAAAAAAAAAAAGAUACAGUUUUCAACUGAAUACCCAGUUUUCCUCUGAACCCGUGCAAGAUUGGAUGACAUGCCAUCCCCAGGUUGGGCAUCCCUGCUCACCCUGGCAAGACUAAGUAGGUCCUCCACAACAUGGUCCUGUGAGCUCCGUGCCCCAGGAGUGCUGGCUGUUAGCCAAGGCUAGCGCUGCUCCUGCUACCUGCUGGGCCCAUCAAUCCGCCUUUGUUUCCCUUGUGUCACACUGUAUUAUCCACACAAAGGGCCCAGCGACUCGCGCCCCCACAGUCCCGUUCUGCCCAGAGCUGGCAUUCCCCAAACUCCCUUGCUCCCCUCCCCUGUCCCUCCACCAGCACCCUGAGCUGAAAUCCCAUACACCACCACCCUCCACGGGACCUCAGCCCCCCUAUUUCCUAGACCACCACCACCAUUGCCAACACACGGCUUAUCACAGGGGCUGGUGCUGGUGGUAGGUAGCUAUCCCUCUCCAAACUCAAACACUUCCAUUUAUCGUUCCCCAAACAACAUUUCCCACUCUUCCUUCCUUCCCUCCUUCCUUACCUCCUUCACUUCCCUAUCCCAAAGUGCACACCCAGGCUAGGUUUGGAGAGAUCCCCUUUCAGCCUGUUUUCAUGACAGAGUCAAAAGGGCGUGUGAAUGGGGCGUCCGUGGGAGCUGGACUGUGUGAGGCGAUCACUGGUCUUCAUGCACAGUAGGGGUUGAGCGGAGCCCCCCGGCCCUUUUCUAUUGCCUGUAAUCUCAUUUGGCCUCCCCUCUCCCUUUUAUUUGACGGUGGAGCUUGGACUGCUCACACUGCCCAUUUCUGCCCAGAUUCCUUCCCCUCUGACACACAGGGUAAUUCAUUUCCAAUCAACAGCCUCACUCACAACACACAAACCUCUACCUUUUUAAUUAGGGACCGCAAAUACCAAUUACCUCCACCUUUUGUUUCCUAUUGUCGGGUAGAGUUGGAUGUUGGAUGUGGACAACUACUGGUGCUGUCUGUGAAGUGACUGAUGGAUGUGUCCAGUAUAUCAUCUUUGCAUGUCUGGUUUUGUUGCUGCAUUUGCCACGUUGACCCUCUUACAUGAGUAAACAUGGUUGAGGGGGGGGGGAACUGGAAAAAAAGUCUUUGCCUCUACAGAAAUACGUGAUGCUAGAGGUGAAGAUACGUGGAAGUUCAAUAAUGUGUCAGUGCUUGUACCUGCAUUUAUUCCUUACUGCAGCCAGGAAAGGCGUAUAUUAUUGUAAUUGCCCAAGCUAGUCAGCAGAAGCCCAGAACACAGGCAGUGCUAAGCCUUAGGGUGGAAAAGUGGUAAAUGCUACGUUUUGUAUCAGCUUGCAACAGCCUCAGUUACAAAGCCAUAUUUUAUAGGUGGGUGUUGUUUGGCACAGACACAUUUAGAUCAUAAUUCAUUUCAUACUUUGAGCUGAAGAUUCGCGUGUACAUCAUUACAGAAUACAGCAGUGAGUAGUCAUGGGAGGCCUCCUUUCUUUUUCUUGUAUUUGUACUUGAAGUU